UCUAAAAACCAACCACAAAUGUUUCCAGAGAAAAGGUGUUACAUUUUCUUGGUAACUCGUUUAAAGUUCCCCUUUGCGUGUCUUCUUUUCUUGCCUUAAGUGCGAAUGAUUGAACAGUUGUUGUUUCAAGUGAAAGAGUCUGAAAAGAGGAUGUGUUCAGAGAAAAACCUUCACAGGAAGCAAAGCAAACCUCAUUCUUCACUUAAUAAAGCUGCUACUUUGCCAUUUGGGGAGGAGACACUCUUAAAGACAGCUUACUUUCAGUUGCCCUUCACCCCACUGAAAGGCUGACGAUAGACAGGAGAGUUGUGAAAAAGAAGUCAGCUAUGGCACACAGGGGUGUUCAUGAUUAUGACAGCGACUCGGACAAUGAAUUUCUGGAAAAAGAGGAUCCAGAAGAGAACUUCAAACUCUUCAAAGAGUCUGCAGUCCGUGGACAGAAGUGUCCUGAAACAAUGAUGAUGCAGAUCAUUAAUGAAUGCACAGAUAGCGACUCAUCCACAAGCACUGACGACACUUCUGAUUGGCAGACGAUCAGAUCUUGGACUGCUGGUACUUCAGUGCGAUCUAGACGCUCACAUCUGCCCCACCAAGAGUCCCGUCACCCCACUAACCAGGCAAAUGUGGAGGAAAUCAGAGAUGCAGCAGAUGUCCGUUUUGGUUUGAACACUGGCUUUAGUGAGAAGAGUAAAGAGGAGCUGGUGUCUGACCUGAGAGGCCUCUCUGUGAGGGAUGCCAUGCACAAGCUGCGGGCCGCCCCGCUCAGCCUCUCAGACAAGAGGGAAGUGAGGAGACUUGCUUUCAGUAACACGGUUGAUGAUUCGUUCAUCAGAAAACACGUCACCUGCAGCUGUUGUCCAUGUGUUCUAACUAUGUGGCGCCGCUUCUCCUUCAGCUGCCUCAACAUCCGCAGCUCUCUGAAACUGUGGUCCUCCCCCAUGAAGAAGCUGAGCGGACGCUUCGGCUCGGGGGUGCUCUCCUAUUUCCUUUUCCUCCGAACCCUUCUUUUCUUUAACCUCCUCCUCUCUGCCACCAGCGGCGUUUUUCUCAUCUUCCCACAAAUCCUCCAUCCCCUCUCACGCCAUCAUCAGUGCACGCCGGGCACCUUCUCCGGCCUCGAGCUCCUCACGGGCACGGGUUGCUUUUCUCACAGUUUGAUGUUUUAUGGUUACUACUCAAACGACGUCAUCAAACAUUGUGGAGUUGAUCCUUUCAAGUCCAGCGGUCCUCAGAAAGUCCAGAGUCCUGAUGACUGCCAGAUGUUUUCCUACAGCAUUCCCUCCGCCUACUUCUGCACCAUCGCAUUCCCCUUCUUCAUCAUCUGCAUCAUCCUGGUGUACAGCAUCUCCAAAUCCUUUGGGAAAAGUUUUCAUGUUUUGAAGACCAGUAGGAAUCAGGCUGAAAAGGUUUUCUGCUCGUGGGAUCAUAAAGUGAGCAAGAAGUCCUCCGUCAGACUUCAGUGUGAGAAAAUCAGCACUCAGAUCAAAGAGCAGCUGUCAGAGACGGCGAAUGGUGAACAAGAGAAGAGCUGCAAGCAGAGAUGCUUCAGCCUCAUAGUCCACGCCAUCGCCUGGACCGCAUGUCUGACCAGCAUUGUCUUAAGCGCCGCUGGGGUCCAUUUUCUGUCAGAGGUUAGCAACGACAACAAACCUUUCAUGCAUCCCUUAGGUGCUGCAGCUUUUCAUAUUGCUACCAAAUUUCACUUCUGCUUUUUCGUUCCUGUCACAGAAACUUUGAAAUAUUUCUUCUUACAUUUACAUUUUCCUAUAAAUGAAGAGCUCAUGCUUAGCUCUAAUGUUUUCACUAGUUUUAACCCCCCUUUUUUUAGAAUUUGGAAUUUAUUUAACCUACUAUUCUUUUAUAAGCAAAAAUUUGGACAAAAUUUACAUUUAAUGGACUCAAUGUGUCAUUGAUUGUAUCUAUAAGUACAAAAAUACACAUUUAUGAAUAAAAUAAUCAAAAUCUUAUUUUUAUUUUCCAAAGACGUCGUAAUCAUCCAAAAUUUGAUAUUUUUAUGUAAAAAUUUACACCUCUUCUGUUUGUCUUCUUUUGUAUUUUUUGCUUUGAUUGCUUGAAAUGAACCAAAUCUAAAUGUAAUUCCAGAUUUAUCCGUACAUUAAGCCAAAAAAAAAAAAAUUAGGUAAAAAAAAACAAAAUAAAACCUCUUGAGGGCUAUACUCAAUACCUUACUAUAUAGUACAUUCUUCAUUCAUUUUCUAGUGAUUUCUGAUACUAAUUCUGAAAUCGAGUGCACAAGAAAUUUCCCAGAAGUCUUUGCGAAAAACUAGCCUCAUAUAUAUACAGCAAUGCAUUGCGAUUUAAUUUUUGCACAAAAAAAACAUAUUUAAGUGUAAUUUUUUUCAAAAUCAUUCACAUUUUACAUUAUCAGAACACAGCGGAGUCAGAAAUAUGAAAUGUUUGUAUUGAUUUAAUUUUCACUUUGUGAAAUUGGUUGUCUGGCGUCUAUCAAAACAAAAAUAAAGUAGUGAGUAUUACUUUUAACAUCCAGGGCAAUAGAUAGUCCCACACUAAAUAGUUUUUUAGCAGUUAGGGAUCAGGGUGGGAAUUCGGAGACAGGCUGGAAUUAACCAGACUGUGCCACUCCUUAUCGGGCCGUACCACUCAGUGGAAACGAGCCUUAACAGUAGUAUCUCAAUUUAUGAUUGGUUUGAUUAAAAAUUGUUU
Messenger RNA from Oryzias melastigma (Indian medaka), 2685 nucleotides. RefSeq names its product transmembrane channel-like protein 6 (gene tmc6a). The coding region runs from base 327 to 1913 and encodes 528 amino acids. The record is from RefSeq and is a predicted model, not a curated record. The transcript has 10 exons. NCBI's taxonomy places the organism in Eukaryota, Metazoa, Chordata, Actinopteri, Beloniformes, Adrianichthyidae. Gene Ontology annotation, molecular function: mechanosensitive monoatomic ion channel activity. Gene Ontology annotation, cellular component: plasma membrane.